GCCGUGUUGCUGAUUGUUGAAAUUUCUUCCACCUAAUGUUUCAAUCCAUGGUUUCCUCAUUCUUUAUACCCAGGUACAUGUCACUACUUCUUCUUAGAGUUUCAGUAUAUCCUAUCUCGAUGGUACCAUGUUCAUUUCAGCUCAAAUUAUUGAAAACCAUUCUUUUUGUUUCUGAAAAACAACCCAAAUCUGCAGAAGGGUCAUGGCCAUUUUGCUUCAGAGAUACUCCAAAUCUCUGAUUGUUCGGUUAGUUUGUGGAAAUUUUUAGCUACCCAUUUAGAGUAAUGUUGAAAAGAUCAAAGUUUUCAACCCAUGUGAGCAAAAAGCUAGAGUCUUUGUUAAAAGGUCACUAUUUUGCAAUUUCCUCAAGUGGGGCUAGAAGAGAUUUUAGUGAUACAGUCUUGAAUGAUAACGAUGGGUCAGAGUCCGAGACUGAAUGGGAAAGGUUAAUUAAACCUUUCGACCUCAAAGAGCUUAGGAAGUCGCUUAUUCAAAUUAGCUCCUAUCAGCUAUGUAAAUUGCUUAAGCUCCCACUUGACGUGCCCACGUCAAUGGAGAUAUUCGAAUGGGCGGGUGCCCAGAAGGGCUAUUGCCAUUCUUUUGAUGUGUAUAAUGCAUUGAUAGAUAAGCUUGGGGCGGCUGGGGAGUUUAAGGUCAUAGAUAGGUUGUUGAUGCAGAUGAAAGAAGAAAGGAUUGUUUUCAGAGAGUCCAUUUUCCUCCUGAUUAUGAAAUAUUAUGGAAGAGCUGGUUUGCCAGGGCAAGCAACUAGGUUGCUUCUGGAUAUGAGGAAUGUUUAUUCUUGUGAACCAACUUUUAGAUCUUAUAAUGUUGUAUUGGAGAUAUUGGUGGCUGGGAAUUGUCCUAAAUUUGCACCUAAUGUUUUCUAUGACAUGUUGAGUAAGGGUGUUUCUCCCACUGUCCACACAUUUGGGGUUGUGAUGAAAGCACUUUGUAUGGUUAAUGAGGUGGAUUCUGCCUGCUCUCUUCUUAGAGACAUGAUGAAGCAUGGGUGUGUGCCCAAUUCGGUGGUCUAUCAGACUCUGAUACAUGCACUCUCUAAGAAUAAUAGAGCGAAUGAAGCAUUGAAACUUUUGGACGAAAUGUUUCUUAUGGGUUGUACACCUGAUGUUGAGACCUUCAAUGAUGUUAUCAUUGGCUUUGUUAAGCUCAAUCGGAUUCAUGAGGCAGCAAAGUUGGUCGAUCGGAUGCUUCUUCGGGGUUUCUCUCCUGAUAAUAUAACUUAUGGAUUUUUAAUGCAUGGGUUGUGUAGAAUGGGGAAAGUUGAUGAAGCAAGGGCAUUGCUGAUCAAAGUGCCUGCUCCAAAUGUUGUGCUUUUCAAUACCUUAAUUAAUGGGUAUGUGACCAGCGGACAGUUUGAUGAAGCCAGGGCCGUUAUUUAUAAUUUCAUGCUACAAUCCGGCUGUGUCCCUGAUGUUUUUACGUUUAACAUACUGGUUCGUGGCCUUUGCAAGAAGGGUUGUUUGACUUCAGCUUGUGACUUGGUUAAUGAGAUGGUGGCUAGGGGUUGUGAGCCUAAUGUGGUAACGUACACAACAUUGAUAGAUGGAUUCUGCAAACAAAACCAACUAGAGGAAGCUGGUGAUGUUUUAAAUGAGAUGUCAGCUAAGGGGCUUAGCCUGAAUACUGUGGGAUACAAUUGCCUCAUAUGUGCUUUGUGCAAGAAUGAAAAAGUUGAUGAAGCUUUGGAUAUGAUAGGUGAAAUGUCUCAGAAAGGAUGUCAGCCUGAUGUAUUUACAUUUAAUUCAGUAAUAUUUGGACUGUGCAAGGUCAAUAAGAUGGAAGAGGCCUUGGGAGUCUAUCGUGAUAUGUUUCUGGAGGGUGUAAUUGCCAACACUGUAACUUACAACACUUUGAUUCAUGCUUUCCUGAGGAGAGAUGCGAUCCAAGAAGCACUUAAGCUUGUAAAUGAAAUGUUAUUUAGAGGAUGCCCCCUUGACGCAAUCACCUAUAAUGGCCUUAUAAGCGCGUUCUGUAAAGUUGGGGCAGUUGAGAAAGGAUUGGGAUUGUUUGAAGAAAUGAUGAGCAAGGGACUGAAUAUCAAUAAUAUCUCGUGCAAUAUUUUGAUCAAUGGUCUUUGUAAAGUUGGAAAAGUACAUAAUGCACUCGAUUUUCUAAGGGAUAUGAUUCAUCGGGGUUUGACACCAGACAUAGUCACUUAUAACAGCCUGAUAAAUGGUUUAUGCAAGAUGGGCCAUCUUCGGGAGGCUUUAAAUCUCUUUGACAGAUUACAAAUUGAAGGAGUCCAUCCUGAUGCUAUUACUUAUAACACUUUAAUCAGUUGGCACUGCAAAGAGGGUAUGUUUGAUAAUGCCUGUUUACUUCUACAUAAGGGUGUGGACAAUGGCUUCAUACCUAACAACACGACUUGGUAUUUAUUGGUCACCAAUUUUGUUAAAGCAAGUGCCAAGGAGAGUCAGAUCUUUUCCUCAAUGCAGUUUUAGCUUCUAGAAGAAGUUUUUCUCACAGAAAAUUAUCAGUUCGUUUGGUCUCUUGAGUUAAGCUUCAGAAAGAGUUUUAGUUGACAUUUACACUUAUCUUCUAUUCUCAUACAAAUCUAUGCUGAUUAACCUUUGAUUCUCGCUUUUGAAUAUUUUUGGAAUGCACAUCCUUUGAGCUAUUUGGACCCCCUGUUCAGAUUGGUGGUCACUAGUCGCUUCAAUUGUUUGGAUGCAAAUGUGUGCUCUCCGGGUGCAAUUUUACUAAUGGUAAUCAGAAAUGGCAGAAGGUGACAAUUUUGGUCGUGAUGUUAUUUGGGGGAAACGGGCAUUCCAGACUAACCCCAAAAAGAGGGGGUAUUCUAGAGCUUGAUUUGAAUGCAUUUAAUUUGUUUGGACAGGUUUUACCUGCCGAUUGGAUUUUGAGUUGGUAAGCUGGAAAAAGUUGGCUAGCUGUUCUGUAGCAGCUCAUCUGAGUACUGCUUUUGCCAAGGCAGAAGGUUUCACUGCAUGACGUCUAUGUCAAAGGAGAACCAAUCAUAAUCAAACUUGAGAGUUUUCCUGCUAGUUGGUAAGAACAAAUUUUGAAGUCCUUAUCAUGGAGCAUGGAAGCGUCUUCAAGAUUGGAACUUGGUGCUGAGGCUGGGUUGUUUGUAUUGAAAAAAAUAAAAAAUAAAAAUAAAAAUCUGUCGCUUGAUUCUUUUCUUUUCUAGAGAAACUCAGACUGACAGCGUAGCAGGGAAUGCAGUUCCUAUCUGUGCUUAUUACAAAAUAACUUUUGCAUAGCAACGAAUGUGGCUGUUUAGAUUGUGCUGUAAAAUAAGCAUGAUGUAUUAUUCAUUGUCAUCAAUUGGCGUACAAAUGUGAAAACUAAAAUCAUGUUACA
Messenger RNA from Corylus avellana, 3342 nucleotides. The record is from RefSeq and is a predicted model, not a curated record. NCBI's taxonomy places the organism in Eukaryota, Viridiplantae, Streptophyta, Magnoliopsida, Fagales, Betulaceae.